This is a messenger RNA of Zychaea mexicana, 454 nucleotides long. RefSeq lists its product as uncharacterized. The record is from RefSeq and is a predicted model, not a curated record. NCBI's taxonomy places the organism in Eukaryota, Fungi, Mucoromycota, Mucoromycetes, Mucorales, Lichtheimiaceae. Gene Ontology annotation, molecular function: zinc ion binding; nucleic acid binding. The transcript has a single exon. The coding region runs from base 56 to 313 and encodes 85 amino acids.
UGUCGACAAUAGCAUGGCUCUCCAUAAAGACGAACUGUAAGCCUCAUUAAAAACGAUGUUGACGGAAAUUCUUGGUCCUCUCCAACAAGCAGGACAAGGCCGAUCUUCAAGUCGCUGCUUUAACUGCAACAGAGAAGGACAUCUGUCGCGGAAAUAUCGGUUGCCCUGUCGAUUGUGUGGUGCUGGUGAACAUCGCUCUAACACGUGUCCCAGAAGGUUUGAAGAAACGAAUCAGACACAGCAACCAACACGCAUACUACAACGCGAGCGCCAAACCACUGAACAGGCGGAUUUUCAGAGCGGCCGUCAGUGAAGACAGGUCAGACGGCCGAAACUCAACAAAAUCAUGUCAAUUGUCUACAAGAACACCAUGCAUCGGAUGUUCUUGCCAUCACUCGCGGAAAUAAGCGCACCCACGAAUCGGAUGCUGCUAUGGAACUCGAUAACCAAAAUC